ACGAAGUGAUUUCGAUGGGAGGAGUUUGUUGCCUCGGGGGAGAAGGUGAAUACUAACACCUUCAGCAUCUUUUCAAGCUGCGCUUUCAUGUGGAGCCGCAGCAUCGCGGCGAAGCGAUGGUGGUUUUUUUGUUUGUUUUUUUUUAUUAUUUUUUCCUCCCUGCAACUCGUAACAUGAGAGUUGAAUGGCGUCUGGGCCACAAUGUGAACUUUAGCGCAUUCAUCGGACUCCCCGAGUGCUGCAGAAACAAGCAGGGACGGUCCUGAGAGGUCAUUUUUCUCCUGAUCGGACUGAACUGCAACAAUGUCCGCACUACAGAAACAAGCGACAAGAGGCCAAGACAGCCAAGUCUUGCCGAAGGUCCCUGUGCCCCCACUCAAACAAACCCUCGACACCUACCUGAAAUGCGUCCAGCAUCUUGUGAAAGAAGAGCAGUUUAAGAAGACUAAGACCAUCGUGGAGAAGUUUGGGGCUCCCGGAGGUAUCGGGGAGAUCCUUCAGAAGAAACUUUUGGAGCGGAAGGACAAAAAAGCCAAUUGGGUCUAUGACUACUGGCUGGAAGACAUGUACCUAAACAAUAGGUUGGCCCUGCCAGUUAAUUCCAAUCCUGCCAUGGUGUUUCCAAAACAGGCUUUCAGAGAUCACAAAGAUGCUCUCAGAUUUGCUGCUCGUCUCAUCUGUGGGGUGUUAGAGUAUAAGGCUCUCAUUGAUGCGAGAAAGCUGCCUCUGGAUUUUGCUCGAGGCCAGUUAGCAGGGACUCCUCUGUGCAUGGAGCAGUAUUACCGCCUCUUCACCUCCUACCGCUACCCGGGGCUGAAGACGGACACGCUGAAGGUCGACUUGAACGCUGCCUCCUCGGCGCCAGAGCACGUGAUCGUGGCGUGCAAAAACCAGUUUUUCCUCUUGGAUGUAGUCGCAAACAACAAGCAGCUCAACGAGGCGGAGAUCUUCCUCCAGCUGGAGAAGAUCAUGAAAAUGUCAGAAAAUGCUGAAGAGAGACUCCCUCCUUUUGGGAUCCUGACCUCAGAUGGAAGGACUGAAUGGGCACAAGCCAGGGAAGCACUAAUAAAAGAUCAAGCUAACCGUGACUCUCUGGCUCUGAUUGAGAGCUGCAUAUGCGUGGUGUGUUUGGACGAGCCCUGCGGCACUCCGCCCAGCGACACCAACAGGGCGCUGAUGCUGCUGCACGGUGGCGGCCGGGAACGGAAUGGCGCAAACCGCUGGUAUGACAAAUCAAUGCAGUUUGUUGUAGGAACGGAUGGGGUGUGUGGGGUGGUGUGUGAGCAUUCCCCGUUUGAGGGAAUAGUCAUGGUGCAGUGCUCAGAGUUCCUUAUGAAACGCAUAACAGGGAGUCCCUCCAGGACGGUUCAGCCGUCCAGCACCAGAGCACUACCCCCUCCAAGGAGGCUGCUGUGGAAAUGCAACUCCCACGUUCAGGCUCUCCUAGAAGCAUCUGGAGACAGACUGCAGAGGCUGGUGAACAAUCUUGAUAUGGAUGUUUUCACAUUUGAAACUUACGGAAAAGAAUUUAUCAAAAAACAGAAGAUGAGCCCAGACGCAUUCAUACAAAUCUCCUUGCAGCUUGCUUUUUACAAAUGCAGAGGAAGGCUGGUGUCCACGUAUGAGAGUGCUUCGCUUCGCCGUUUUCAAGAAGGUCGGGUAGAUAACAUCCGUUCAGCCACAGCUGAGGCCCUGGCCUUUGUGAGGUCCAUGGCCGACGAGAGGGCAACUUUCACAGUGAGUCAUUUGUCUCACUUUCUCCCUGAUAAUCAACUCCCAGAACAAUGGCCACCUGUAAAUGAGACAGGUGUGAGCAGCCAGUUAGAGGACUCUGAAAAAAUGAAACGACUGAAGGAUGCAGUAAAGGCCCAGACAGACUACACAAUCGCAGCAAUUACAGGAAUGGCAAUAGACAAUCACCUCCUUGGACUUCUGAAGCUCUCAAAGCAGCUGAACAUGGAGAAGCCAGAGAUGUUCUGCGACGAGACAUAUCUGGCCAGUAACCAUUUCACCCUCUCUACUAGUCAGGUUCCUACAACAGUGGAGAUGUUCUGCUGCUAUGGGCCCGUGGUUCCCAACGGCUACGGCGCCUGCUACAACCCGCAGCCGCAUCACAUUGUCUUCAGCGUGGCGAGUUUCUGGGAGAACACGGAGACAAGCUCGGCCGUUUUCGUCAAAGCCCUAAACGAGGGCCUGUUGGAAAUCAGGGAUCUGUGCAACAGGAGUGCAGCUGCAGCUACCAAACCACCGGAAAGCAGCCCGGCAGCUGGCCAGCCUCGUAAAUCAGGAAAGUAAACUAUAUACAGAUAGAACCUCCCCUAUACUCACCUAAUCGAAUCUUAGAUUUAGUCUCAGUUGGCCUGAUAGUUCAAGAAAAAUGAAAAGCCUUAUAAAUGAAUAUUUAACUACAUAGAAAAAUAUAUGUACAUCUUUAGAAAAUAUACAGAAUAGAAAAACGAGUAGAUAAAUUUCUUUUCUGGAUGCGUAAGAAUGAUGUGGGGUUCAAAACUGACUCUGGUGGACUGAAGUUAGUCGGUCUGCUGCACUUAAGGAACUUGAAGCCAUGUCUGUUCGUAGCAUCAGUCUGAGGAUUCAGUCCUCAGUCUAAGAGUUAUUUAAAAAAUCCUUCCUGUGUAUAUCACAUCUAACUUACACCACAUGAAGUAUUAACAUAUAAAACAGGAUAGCAACUGAAAUCUGAAUAGAGUAUAGUAUAAUUUAUUAAUGCCAUCUGGUAUUUGUGAAUGAGCUUUCACAUUUGAUCUACACUGUGAUUUUAAAUGUUCAAAUAUAUAAUGUAUCAAUAUGUGCAAUUUAUUAUUUUUUUAAUCAUAAGCUUUCCAAAGAGAUAUGUAUAUGUGAAGUAUGUCUUUUAAAGCACUUUAACACACAUACACUCAUAGACAUAUGUAGUUGAAACCAGAUAUAUACGUACACCACAGGUGAUGCUUGGAAGCCUCUAUUUUAUUUAAUUAUGAUGAUGUUCUGCGUCCAGCUGACUUAAAACCUCACAUUUAAGAUUAGAACAUUUCCUCAUGUUUUCGAAUAGAAGAAAA
Molecule: messenger RNA, 3056 nt
Organism: Poecilia reticulata (guppy)
Lineage: Eukaryota; Metazoa; Chordata; Actinopteri; Cyprinodontiformes; Poeciliidae
Source: RefSeq, a predicted model, not a curated record